AUGCCUCGUGCAGCUUCUGGAACGUCGAAGAAAGCAACCAAAGAUCCAAAUGCUCCAAAACGACCAUUAUCAGCAUUCUUUCUCUUUUCACAAGAUGAACGACCUGACAUUAAGAAAAAGAAUCCAUCCUUGUCUGUUGGAGACAUUUCCAAAGAAAUCGGUGCACGAUGGAAAAAAGUCAGUGAUGAUGUGAAAAAACGUUAUGAACAAAAAGCAGGUGUAGAAAAACAAAAGUACGAACAACGUCUUUCGGAAUACAAAAAGAGUGGUGGCGGUGGCGGUUCACCGGCUAAAGCCACUAAAGGUGCAGCAAAAGCACCAGCCAAGAAAUCACCAAAGAAAGCAGCACCGAAGAAGGGCGCAUCGAAAGCAAAGUCAUCGGAUGAAGACAAUGACGACGACGAUGACGAAGACGACGAUGAUGAUGAAGAUUAA
Molecule: messenger RNA, 435 nt
Organism: Adineta ricciae
Lineage: Eukaryota; Metazoa; Rotifera; Eurotatoria; Adinetida; Adinetidae
Source: the annotation of a GenBank genome assembly